Molecule: messenger RNA, 1761 nt
Organism: Phialemonium atrogriseum
Lineage: Eukaryota; Fungi; Ascomycota; Sordariomycetes; Cephalothecales; Cephalothecaceae
Product: NADPH dehydrogenase
Exons: 2
Coding region: 307-1617 (436 amino acids)
Cellular component (GO): intracellular anatomical structure
Molecular function (GO): NADPH dehydrogenase activity; NADP binding; FMN binding
Source: RefSeq, a predicted model, not a curated record
AAUCUGCAUGGGUGGUGGCGAUUUAUCCGUACUAAGAUCUCGCCGGCCCGGAACCUACUGUUCCUGAGACUGGGCGGGUUUGGUAAGCCACCUGCGGGUUAUUUGUUCACCCUGUAGCUUCAGUUGUUUGCGCCGAGGUUAGUAUUUAACUACCUUGGGAUGUAAGUCCAAGAUGUCAAGUACAUCCUACGAAGAAUAAACAACUGCCGGCUCCCAUUCCUUCAACUUGUUCCAAACACCUUGAAUCCCAUCUCAGUACCCAAAGUUGCCUACUAUCCCCCGCCUUGCACAUCUGAUUCGCCAGCCAUGACCGUGAUCAAGAAAGUAGCGGCGAGCGCGAGCGCCCCGGCUCCCGGCGUUCCCUUCUAUACGCCGGCGCAGAAGCCACCGGCCGGCACGGCGUUGGAUUCCGGGGCCGAGGUGCCGACGCUCUUCACGCCGCUAACCCUCCGGUCCAUGACUCUGCCCAACCGGUUCGCCGUCUCGCCCAUGUGUACGUACAGCGCCGACGACGGGCACCUAACCGACUUCCACCUCGUGCACCUGGGGUCCUUCGCCCUGCGCGGCGCCGGCCUCACCAUCGUCGAGGCCACCGCCGUCACCGCCAACGGCCGCAUCUCGCCCGAGGACAGCGGGCUCUGGAAGGACAGCCAGGUGGCGCCGCUGCGGCGCGUCGUCGACUACGCCCACUCCCAGGGCCAGAAGAUCGGCAUCCAGCUGGCCCACGCCGGCCGCAAGGCCAGCACCCUGGCGCCCUGGCACAUCACCGUGCGCGGCCAGGGCGAGGUCGCCCCCGCCGAGCAGGGCGGCUGGCCCGACAACGUCUGGGCCCCCAGUGCGAUCCCCUUCUCGGCGACCUACCCGAACCCCAGGGAGAUCACGAUCGCCGAGAUCGAGGGCCUUGUCCAGAGCUUCGCCGAUGCCGCCAGGAGAUCGGUCGAGGCCGGCUUUGACACCAUUGAGAUCCACGGCGCCCACGGUUAUCUGAUCACCGAGUUCCUCUCCCCAAUUUCCAACAAACGGACGGACAAGUACGGCGGCAGCUUCGAGAACCGCACCCGUCUUCUCAUCGACGUCAUCAAAGCCGUCAGGGCCGUUAUCCCCGAGUCGAUGCCGCUCCUGCUCCGCCUCUCGGCGACCGAGUGGAUGGAGCACUCGGGCGAGGAGAGCUGGACCGUCGACGACACGAUCCGCCUCGCCCGCCUCCUCCCGGACCUCGGCGUCGACCUCCUGGACGUCAGCUCGGGCGGCAACGACACGCGCCAGAAGAUCGACGUCCACCCGUACUACCAGGUCAGCAUCGCCGGCCGGGUCCGCGCCGCCCUCAAGGCAGAGGGCAAGCAGCUGGCCAUCGGCGCCGUCGGCAUGAUCACCACCGCCGAGAUGGCCCGGUCCAUCGUCCAGGACGACGGCUCGCUGGCCGGUGGCGCCGCGGACGGCACCGUCGAGGUCGAGGAGGAGAACGGCCAGAGGACGCAGGCGGAUAUGGUCCUCGUCGCGAGGCAGUUCCUGAGGGAGCCCGAGUUUGUGCUCAGGACGGCGCAGAAGCUGGGGGUUUCGGUGGCAUGGCCGACCCAGUAUCACCGAGCUCACUGGCCCCGAGAUGCCCAGGUUUAGAUAUAGAUAUAGAUGAAAGAGGGGAGAGAGGUGUGGCUUAUGAGGGAUAUAAUGCCGUGACGAUUUUUCCUUGACACUUAGAAAUAAUACGAUAGAAUCAGCGAUAGAAUUGUCUAUUGUCUACCCCUUUUUCUGUUCACAACG